CAGUGUCAAGCGUGGUAUCCGCUGUCAAUAGCCCCGACUUGCCGUCGCAUCUACCACGUGAACGGUAGGAUGGCAAACUUGGAUGGCGUAAUUCUCCAAUGGCAGAGGCAUGGGGAACCAUCUUGUUGCCGCCCAGUGACGAUAUCGCCAAUUCUACUUGCGCUGUCUGCAGAGGCUGGAAGAGUUGGAACCGAGGAACCAAUUGUGUGGACCCUCAAGCAAAAGAGCGUGCAGGCGGCCCCACGAAGCCAAGUCCCCACGCCGACGUGCCCCCUUUUGUUUGGAAUGGAGCCCCAAAAGAAAAAGGGGUCCCUUUAGCAGAAAGCUUGGCAGGUCUUGUUUCGAGUUCAUGGAAUGUUUGCUUUUUCUUUCUGAUCUCAUUGAUCUGCAGACUUCACCCAAAUCCGCCUUGCUGCUCAGCUGCUCAGCCGCUCAAACAGCCUGUCUUUUGCAUGCCAACAUGGCAGCAUCCUCGUUUCACCGCGCGAAUCUUCCAGCCCUCACAGCCACUCGGUAAGCAGCCGGCCCAGCAACCCCGCCGAUCACCAGUCAGACGUUGGUCCUAUCCUCUUUGGUUCCACCAGACCGUCGAAGCUGAAACACAAGACUCGGGUGUCUUGGCCGGCCACGUUUUCCCUGGGGCGGUAGAGGAGGAUAUGUGCAUGAACUCGUCUAAGCAUCUGGGAAGGCCUCCCAUAACCUGCCAAAUACCAAGCCAGCAGACAGACUGAUGAGAACGACCUCUCGCCGCCAGAUAACGGUUGUGUUUCUCUCGGAUGCCCUCUUCUCGGUUUUGUCCGGCUCCACCACCAGGUCCAGUGCGUUGUGUUCGUGGUCC
Molecule: messenger RNA, 838 nt
Organism: Neurospora tetraspora
Lineage: Eukaryota; Fungi; Ascomycota; Sordariomycetes; Sordariales; Sordariaceae
Exons: 2
Coding region: 99-731 (210 amino acids)
Source: RefSeq, a predicted model, not a curated record